Molecule: messenger RNA, 603 nt
Organism: Aspergillus tanneri
Lineage: Eukaryota; Fungi; Ascomycota; Eurotiomycetes; Eurotiales; Aspergillaceae
Product: NudC domain-containing protein
Exons: 3
Coding region: 1-603 (200 amino acids)
Biological process (GO): protein folding
Cellular component (GO): cytoplasm
Source: RefSeq, a predicted model, not a curated record
AUGUCCUCUGCCGAUUCGGAACAGGCUCCCACGGCCAGUGAGGUUGCUGAGCGUGAACUUCAGGAAAGAGAGCGCAAGGCCAAGGAAGACGCCGAGCAGGCUCAGUUGCCGUACAAAUGGACACAGACGAUUCAGGACGUGGACGUGACGAUCCCGAUUCCCGCGAACAUCAAGGGGAGGGAUAUGGAUGUGGUUUUGACGAAGAAUAAGAUCAAGGUGGCGAUUAAGGGACAGGAGUCGUUCAUUGAGGGCGAUUUCCCUCACCCAGUUCUCGUGGAUGAAAGCUCAUGGACUCUGGAAACAACGUCAAACCCGCCUGGAAAGGAAGUGUCGAUUCAUCUGGACAAGGUCAACAAGGUGGAGUGGUGGCCUCAUGUGGUGACCUCUGCUCCGAAGAUCGAUGUGAGCAAGAUUACGCCCGAGUCGUCGAAACUGAGUGAUCUGGACGGAGAGACGAGAGCGAUGGUUGAGAAGAUGAUGUACGACCAGCGACAGAAGGAGAUCGGCGGACCGAGCAGUGAUGAACAGCGCAAGAUGGAUCUUCUGAAGAAGUUCCAAGCGGAACAUCCUGAAAUGGACUUUUCGAAUGCCAAGAUCGGUUGA